Messenger RNA from Brassica napus (rape), 4221 nucleotides. RefSeq names its product putative F-box protein At1g47390. Lineage: Eukaryota; Viridiplantae; Streptophyta; Magnoliopsida; Brassicales; Brassicaceae. The record is from RefSeq and is a predicted model, not a curated record. Gene Ontology annotation, molecular function: protein binding. The coding region runs from base 438 to 1607 and encodes 389 amino acids. The transcript has a single exon.
AUAACAGUUAAUGUCUAUACAUUAAAAUCAAAUAUAUUUUUUUAUCUUAGAAUAAAUAUAUCUUAUACAAAAUUUAAAUAAGGAAACUUAUGUAGUUAUGUUAAUGAACAUCUUUAUAAAUUAAUAAAAUUUCAAAAUCCCAACAUUAUUAAUUUAUAGAGGUUUCACUUAUAUAAUCAAUCAUAUACAAUGUUUUUUGAAUAACUAAAGUAAAAAAAUACAUGCACGGACGUGUAUGUCAAGUUCUAGUAAAUAUUAUCUAGAAUAAAGAUUUCAAAUUGAGGAAGAAAAAGGGAGAUUACACGUGUUAUACUCAUCAACUAUGGUCACGUUACUCCCUUGUGAAACCCAAAUUAUAUAUUUAUUGUUUUGAUGAUAAUCGCAUCCUUUAUUUUGAAGACGUGUUUGACGGACAUUAGAUACAAACCCUAACAUAGAUGAUGGAUUCAACCAAAACAAAAAAGGCUAUAGCUGCACAUGAUCAGGAAGAGCUUCCAUGGGAGAUGAUUGAAGAAAUUCUCUCUCAUGUCCCUCCAAUAUCUCUUGUACGCUUCAGAACCGUUUGCAAACGAUGGAACGCUCUCCUCAACGACAAGACGUUCCUAAACAACCACAAGUUUACGUUUCGAUUCAUCUUAACAACCAAAUCCAAGAUUUACUCGGUAAGCAUUGACCCUAAGAUAUUGGUGCGUGAGUUAACAUUGGAAGUUCCCGGUACAGAAUCUCAUAUUAAACAUUUGGUUGAUUGUAAUGAGUUCUUGCUAUGUGGUAUGGAUAAAGUAGCCGCGGUUUGGAACCCGUGGUUUAAACAAAGCAGAUGGAUCAAAGUCAAUGCUAGCCAACCUAGUUCCCAAGUCGUUGGCAUAGGUUAUGUUAAUAACAACAUGAGAGCUGAUGAAAAACGUUACAAGACCAUUGGGUCUUAUUGGACGGACCAUUCCGAGUGGGAAACCCAAGACUUUUCUUCCGAAGUGUGGAAAGACCCCAAGUUGACACCUAUACAGGGAGACAAAAGUCUCAAAGAUAAAGCAGCUAUCUUCUUCACUAAAUGUGGUGUAUCGUUACAUGGAAAUGUGUAUUGGAUUGCUUUCUAUGACAAGACUGAUACCUUGUACCAUCUUCUUAACUUUGAUUUUUCGAGCGAGAGAUUCUAUGCAUACUUUUGUGAUCUACCAUGUGGGAUGAACCAUCCUCGCAAUGCUCUUGUCCUUAGAGUCUUCAGGGGAGAUCGGUUUUCUUUGUUGAAACAAUGCUACAAGACAAAGAAGAUUGAGAUUUGGGUGACCAAGAACAAGAUUAACGUUGAGGAUGGUAAUGAUGUGGUUUGGAUGAACUUCAGGACUUUGUCUAUACCUAACUUUCCAGGUUUAGUAUCGAAUGAAUAUUCCAGCUCUCAACCAAGUUACUUCAUCGACGAUAAAAGGCUUGUUUUGUGUUCUUGCGACGAAACUGGCCAUCCUUGGAUCUAUGUUGUAGAAGAAAACAAGUUGAUCAGUAAAGUCCAGCUAAAUGAUGUGUUUGAUCCUUGGCCUUUGCAUUGUACCUAUUUUCCAAGCUUGGUCCCGGUUCCUAGAGGUCCAAGAGAAGAAGCAUUAUUACAAGAUUAGUUUAUUACGUUAUUCUGUCUUCUUGUUUGGUUUUGAUCCUGAAGAAACUAAUGCUGAUUUGGAUUUUGUUUAUUUUUUCAUUCAUAAAUUCAUUGUCAUUGUUGCAGCUAGAGUUAGCUCACUUUAUAAAUAAUAUAUUACUAGGUGAUUGUUUUAUACUCACAGAGGUAUAUAUAUGUAUAUAUUCACAAAAUACAUAAUUAAUUACAAACGAUUAAUAUUUUUUUUCAUUUUUAUAAGUUUAAAUUGUUUUGUUAUGUGAUUUAUAUGCAUAAAAAUAAAUAAUAUAUAUAUAUAUAUGUAUGUGUGUGUGUGACUUGCUUAUAAAAAAUUAUUGGUUCGGUUAUUCUUUUUUAAUAUUGGAUUGCAUUAUUCCUCUCAAUUAGACAAUGUUUGCUUCAUUGUUCUAAAUAAGCUGAAAUUAGAUUUACUUUUUUUCUUACUUUCAUUUAGUUUAGAUCAGUGUCUUUGAUUUAUAACAUAUUUUGGUUAGAUUAUGUAUAGUUUGAUAUAUGUUAAUUUGGAAGAAAAAUAGGAAACUAUCGUAGUUCCAAAAUUGCACAAGUUAAUAUAACUAAAAAUAUUUUGAAAUUUCAUGAAAGUAUAUAUAUAUUUACAAAACCUAAAUUGUAAUAUCUAUUUAAUGUAUCUUUACACUUAUUCACAGUUUUGAGUUGUUAGUAAUUUAUAAUGUGUUAAUUUAUUGAGUAGUAAUUUAUAAAAUUUCUACGGUAUCCAAAAAUAAUUAAACAAUAAAUAUUUUUUAAUUAUUUAAAAACAAUUAUAAAUUAUUUAAACUAUUAGUAGUUCCACAUCGAUAUUUUUUUAUCUUGGUUUUUAAAAAAUGUUAAGACUUUAAAACAUGUGAGUAUAAAGCUUCAUUUAACAGAUAAUCAUAUUAAAAUAUACAAUAUAUCUAUCUUAAUAUCAUUUUUUAUGUUAAUAUCAUUUAAACUUAAUUAUAUACCAUAUUAAAUAGAUAAAAAUGAAUGUUUGAAUUUAUUUUACCAUAAUAUGAUUGUAAAUAAAUGAUGAUAAUUGUUUUGAUUUAUGUGUAAACCAAUUUAAUUAUAUAUGUAUAGUUUUUAGUUUCUCAAUUAUUUCAUAAAAUAAUUUGUAUACACAUUGUUCAUCUAGACAAAACAGUUUAAACUCAUCAACUAUUGUCACGUUACUCACAUGUGAAACCAAGUAUUUUUUUUUUUUUUUUGAGAAAGAGGUAUUUAUUGUUUUGUCCAUCGGAUCCUCUACUUUGAAAAGAUACGGUUCAAAGUUCAAACCCUAGCUACGAAAAUAGACGAUGGAUUCAACCAAAACGAUAAAAGAGAUAGGCGUGCAAGAUCAGGAACAGCUUCCAUGGGAGUUGGUUGAAGAAAUACUCACUCAUGUCCCUCCAAUAUCUCUUGUUCGCUUCAGAACCGUUUGCAAGAGAUGGGACGAUCUCUUCAACGACAAGACGUUCAUCGAUAACCACAAGUUGACGUUUCGAUUCAUUCUAGCAACCAAGUCCAAGAUUUAUUCGGUAAGCAUUGGCUAACUGCAAUGAGUUCUUGCUAUAUCGCAAGAAAAAAGAAGCCGUGGUUUGGAACCCGUGGUUGAAACAAAGUAGAUGGAUCAAAUCUGAUGUUAGCCAAUCUAGUUUGGAAGUCGAUGGGAUAGGCUAUGAUAAUAAUAAUGAUAACAAAAUGAGAGCUGAGGAAAGACGUUACAAGACCAUUGGGUCUUACUUGAAAAACCAUUCCGUGUGGAAAACCCAAGACUUUUCUUGUGAUGUGUGGAAAGACCUCAAGUUGAAGGCUAGAAGGGGAGACAAAAGUCUGAAAGAUACAGUAACUAACUUAUUCACGAGAUGUGGUGUAUCGUUACAUGGAAAAUUUGUAUUGGAUUGCUUUCUGUGACAAGACUGAUCUCUUGUACCAUCUAAUUAACUUCGAUUUUUCGAGCGAGAGAUUCUAUACAUUCUUUUGUGAUCUACCAUGUGGGAUGAACCAUCCUCGCAAUGCUCUUGUCCUUCCGGUCUUCAAGGGAGAUCGGUUUUCGUUGUUGAAACAAUGAUACAAGACAAAGAAGAUUGAGAUUUGGGUGACCAAGAACAAGAUUAACGUUGAGGAUGGUGCUGAUGUGGUUUGGAUGAACUUCAGGACUUUGUCUAUACCUAACUUUCCAGGUUUAGUAUCGAAUGAAUAUUCCAGCUCUCAACCAAGUUACUUCAUCGAUGAUAAAAGGCUUGUUAUGUGUUCUUGCGACGAAACUGGCCAUCCUUGGAUCUAUAUUUUGAAAGAAAACAAGUUGAUCAGCAAAGUCAAACUAAAUUCUGUUGUUGAUCCUUGGCCUGUGCAUUGUACUUAUUUUCCAAGUUUGGUCCCAGUUCCUGGAAGUCCAAUAGAAGAAGCGUUAUUACAAGUUUAGUUUCAUUACUUUACUUUCUCUUCGUUUGGUUUUUGAUGCUGAGUAGUGCUGGGUUUGCGGGUCAAUCCGUCCCGACCCACUCCGUCCCGCUGCAGGUUAAAUUAUUUUUUUUAUUCAAAAAAUCGACCCGCACAACCCGCAAACAAAAAUUUUUUUACCCGUUAUUCAUCUUAACAACCAAAUCCAAGAUUUAGUAUUAAUUAUU